Messenger RNA from Cyclopterus lumpus (lumpfish), 3821 nucleotides. It is a transcript of the gene dync1i1a, whose product is annotated as cytoplasmic dynein 1 intermediate chain 1. Gene Ontology annotation, molecular function: dynein heavy chain binding; dynein light chain binding. The record is from RefSeq and is a predicted model, not a curated record. Gene Ontology annotation, cellular component: cytoplasmic dynein complex. Gene Ontology annotation, biological process: transport along microtubule. Lineage: Eukaryota; Metazoa; Chordata; Actinopteri; Perciformes; Cyclopteridae.
AUGUCGGACAAAAGUGACUUAAAAGCAGAGCUGGAGCGCAAGAAGCAGCGCCUCGCCCAAAUCAGACAGGAAAAAAAGAUAAAGGAGGAGGAGAGGAAGAAGAAAGAGGUAAGGAAAAAAUCAGAGAGCCAGCAGAAGAGAGAAGCCACCCCAGAGGAUUCAGACUUGGACCGAAAGCGCAGGGAGACUGAGGCCCUGCUGCAGAGUAUUGGCAUCUCACCGGAGCCUCCACUCGUCCCGACCCCUGUCUCACCCUCCAAAUCAGUGAGCACACCUAGUGAGACGGGAAGCCAGGAUUCAACUGAUGGAGGAGGAGCAGCAGGCAGGUCAGGUAUCUCUAAAAACAAGUCUCAAGCACAGAGCUCAAGGACGCUGCAGUGGGACACAGACCCCUCUGUGCUGCAGCUGCAGGCUGAUUCUGAGCUCGGGCGCAAGAUGCAGAGGCUGGGAGCCUGUAAGAUCACACAGGUAGACUUCCUCCCCAAGGAGGUGGUGGCUUACUGCAAGGAGACACAGACGCCUCUCACCGCCCACCUGUCUGAAGUGGAAGAGGAAGAGGAGGAUGAAGAGAUGCUGGAGGUGAAGCCAGGCCCUGAAUCUGAGCAGCAGGAUGAAGAUGACAACAGGGAAAACAAAGAAGGCUCCUUUCCAGUGCUGCGGGAACUGACAGAGGAGGAGAGGCAGCAGAUCCUGCACUCCUCUGAGUUUCAGAGUUUCUUCGACAGCAGCAUCCGGGUGAUGGAGAGAGCUCUGGCUGAAGACAGCAACAUCUUCUUUGACUACAGCGGCCGGGACCUGGAGGACAAAGAGGGAGACUCGGGGAGCGGCUCCAGUCUGUCGUUAAGUAGACUCUUCUACGACGAACACUGGUCGAAACAUCGCGUGAUCACCUGCCUGGAUUGGUCUCUUCAGUAUCCUGAGUUGCUGGUUGCCUCCUAUAACAAUAAUGAAGAUGCUCCUCAUGAACCGGAUGGUGUUGCGCUAGUAUGGAACAUGAAAUUUAAGAAGGCCACACCAGAAUACAUCUUUCACUGUCAGUCUCCCGUAGUAUCUGUGGGCUUCGCCAGGUUUCAUCCCAACCUGGUUGUUGGGGGGACUUACUCGGGACAAAUCGUCCUGUGGGACAACCGCAGUCACCGUCGGACCCCCGUCCAGAGGACUCCUCUGUCUGCUGCUGCUCACACUCACCCAGUGUACUGCGUGAACGUGGUCGGCACACAGAAUGCCAACAACCUGAUCACUGUGUCUACAGACGGCAAGAUGUGCUCCUGGAGCCUGGACAUGCUUUCCCAGCCACAGGAGACCAUGGAACUGGUGUACAAUAAAUCCAAACCCGUGGCGGUGACAGGCAUGGCUUUUCCCACGGGAGACGUUAACAACUAUGUGGUUGGGAGUGAGGAGGGCACUGUGUACACUGCAUCCAGACACGGCAGCAAGGCGGGUAUCUGUGAGAUGUUCGAGGGCCACCAGGGGCCGGUGACGGGCGUCAGCUGCCACGGCGCAGUGGGCACCGUCGACUUCUCCCACCUCUUCAUCACAUCCUCCUUUGACUGGACCGUCAAACUCUGGAGUACCAAGCACAACAAGCCUCUGUACUCAUUUGAGGACAACGCCGACUAUGUGUAUGACGAGUGGUCGCCCGUACACCCUGCAGUCUUCGCUGCUGUGGAUGGCAUGGGUCGCUUAGACCUGUGGAAUCUCAACAACGACACUGAGGUACCAACUGCCAGUGUGACCAUCGAGGGCGCUUCGGCCCUCAACAGGGUACGCUGGUCGUCAGGGGGGAAGGAGGUGGCCGUGGGUGACUCAGAGGGCCGAGUCUGGAUCUACGAUACCGGAGAGCUGUCAGUGACUCACACUGAUGACUGGGCGCGCUUCGCUCGUACCCUGAUGGAGAUUCGUGCUAACCGAGCAGACGGCGAGGAGGAGGGGCCUAUGGAGCUGGCUUCAUAGAACAGGACUACAAACCAAAGAGGAGGGAAUUCGAGACCAGAGGGGUGUACUAUGAGGCGAAAUUAAAAGGGUUCGCGAGGUAUGUUGAGCCUAAAGUUUUCAAUGUCAUGAACGUGGCUCUAUUUUAACCUGGCUAGAUUGCCCUGGUGAUUUAUGAUGGCCACUUAAUCUGCUAUGGAGGAGAAUAUGUUCAACGUUUUGGAUUAGAAUCAGCGGUAAAAAGCGCCACCCUUUCACAUUUCAAGUCUUUUGGAAAUGGUGUUCUCCCCAUUCUUGCAAAAUCCCGUCGGUGCCACAAUGCGAACAGCUUCUCGUCAUGGGAGAGAGUUUAGAGACGGAUUAGAUCCGCUGGCUUUUCCUGAAGAUAUUCUUCGAGAGCGAUAAAGAUUCUCAGCUGAAGGAAUACGUGUUAUAUAUAUAUGCAAACUCUGUGAGCUGUAUGUUAAUUUUACCACCGAACAAGCCGCGGAAAUUACACGAAUGAGGAACCUACUAGAAAACCUAAGCAAGAAUACUGAAUUCAACAUAAACAGGUUGUUCGUGCUCUCUGAACUACUGAAUAUGUUCGUCGUGUUCUCUGGCGUUUUGCCCACACUGACUAUAAAAGAAGCUUUCUAUACAAUCCCAGAUUGCAGACAUUGGCAGUUCAUUAUAAUCAUUAUGACGUCUACUUGCACACGAGAUGAAGUAUAAUUCCUUUAUAGGAUUCCCAGUGGUCAUAAGUAUAGUAGAUUGCACACAGCCAUCACUGGAGCCUUAAGGGGACAUGAGGGUGAUUUUGAACAGAAGGUCCUUUCAUGUCGUCCAUUGUGAAGUCUGGUGGAGCCGGCCCCCUCCGGUCUUGCUCGUCUAAUUUUUUUGUGCCCGUUUGCUUCAGGUAAUAAUUGUACACAGCAUAUCACCCAUACACCAAAAGAAUGAUAAAGGCACACAAAAACCCAACAUGCCACUUUGAAUUAAGUUUGUAAUGCUGGUUCCUGAUUCGCUGCUGGUCCGCUUUACGCUGCUAUCCAAGGACGCGGCACGCUAUCGAUCCCUUUUGGUGCCGAAGACUGAAACGCGCACAGAGCCUGAUGAAGAAGAUGGGUUAACAAAGACAGCUGAUAGCCAUCACGCAUGAUGCCCAUUAGCUCUGAUUGGGGUUUUAGGUUUUGACGAGUCGCAAAGAAAGCCCACUGUUGAAGUUACGUCCUAGUACACCCAUCUGGUGCGCUUUUUAUCGGUGGCACUGUAGCAUGUGUGUCUCAAUCGGUUUUGUUUCUUCACCUUUAUGUACACGUUCGGUGUCUUGUCCAACUAGGCCACAUUUAGUUUUGUAGUCUUGCAUCUACUCUCAUGUUAAUGCAAACUGCUGAAGGUUAAACUAUUGACCUCUACUGAUUGAUCCACUCUUAUUUCCUUCUUCAAUGAAUUAAGGUGAUUUGUCGCUUGCAGCCCGUGAGCCUGCUGUACAUACAAAGUGGCUCUUAAAGCCUUACGAUGAUAUCUGUACUGUGACGAUGCUUUGCACUAGCGCAUCAAUGAUGCAGGGUCCAUAGACUAGCCAUGUAUUGUUUACAAAAUGUCAUGUUCACUUUAUGUUGUGCUUCUUUUUCUCUGUACUAUGCCUGCAUGCGACACAUUCCUGAAAUAUACCAGAUACAUAAACAUGGAGUUAUUGUGGUGACGUUUCCACACGUGGGGCUUUGUGGCUGCUUCAUGUCAGUGUUUCAAGGUGGCAGCAACUAAAUUAAGUGUAGUGUUGGCACUGUGUCUUUUGUUCUCAAAGAGGACAACUGUAUAAUCUUUAAUGAACAGGUAAUUAUCAAGAGAUUUAUUGUAAUGCAGAGUACUGGCUGUGAAACAUGCUGUGUUUACCAUUAAAGCAU